Molecule: messenger RNA, 3726 nt
Organism: Nothobranchius furzeri (turquoise killifish)
Lineage: Eukaryota; Metazoa; Chordata; Actinopteri; Cyprinodontiformes; Nothobranchiidae
Product: zinc finger protein OZF
Biological process (GO): regulation of transcription by RNA polymerase II
Cellular component (GO): nucleus
Molecular function (GO): RNA polymerase II transcription regulatory region sequence-specific DNA binding; DNA-binding transcription factor activity, RNA polymerase II-specific
Source: RefSeq, a predicted model, not a curated record
GUCAGUUUUUGUUCCGUGACGGAAUGGAAAAGAAGACGGAACUUCCGUGUUUCAGUGUUUCUUGUGUUCUCUCACUAAAAGUUAGAAAAAAGAAGCACACAAAGCAGUUGAAGCUUGUUAUGACCACCGCUAACAGCAUGAUGGUGAAAAUGAAGAAAAACGUGGAGUCAGCAGGUUAAACAGCGAGAGGAUGCUGCAGAGGGAGAAAUCUGGGAGGUUUACUCUAAUAGAUUUAGCCGCAAACACCGAGCAGGAGCAACUGGGAUUAAACCGAGAUGGUGUUUUAAACCCCAGCGGACCUAUUGGUGUUCCCUGUGAAUGUUCAGCAGAUGGUGUUGAUCAAAGGAGCAGCUUCUGAAGAACUCAGGCCUGGUGUGAGCCAGAUGGACCUGGAGAUCCUCAACAUAAAGAGGGAAGAGGAGGAACUACUUAAUGAGAAGGACACUUAUGCCACCAAGAUUUCAUUUAAUGCUGUUUCUUGUAAGGAAGAUGAGAAUAAGGUGUUGUCGCAGUUCGAUCAGCAACAAACUACAAACAGAGAUCUUCCAACAAGCAGCCCAUCUGCCUGGAUGAAAGCAGAAAGUGCCGGAGAGGACUACAGAGGAGCAGAAAGUACAAGGAAUCCAGAUCUAAAUCCUUACGAAGAAUAUUCCAAAUCUUCACAGACUGAAAUCAGUGGGAAUGAAGAUGACCAGGACAGGAACAGUUGCAACUGUCACCUGAAACCCUUGUCAGACUCUGAGACAGAAACUGAAGACAGUGACCUAGAAUAUAAUGAGAGUAUGUCUUCUGAGUCAGGUGGUAAGGCUGUGGAUAAGUCUCUUAGCUGCUCUGAGUGUGGUAAACAUAUCCACAAGUGGCCUCUUCACAAACAUGUUAAAGUGACAAGUCUUUCAGGAACAAGGUCAUCAAGUUGUUGGGAACAUGAAAGUGUUGAAGUGAAUCAAAAUGUAGAAUCAUACAGGAAAAUCCAGAAAAAACUAAAAUUGUUUAAUUGUGUUAAUUGUGGGUUUUCGUUUAGCAAUAAGUCCCAUUUAAACAGGCACAUGACAGUCCACACAGGACAGAGACCUUUUGCUUGUGAUGUUUGUGGACAAACGUUUAGCCGAAAGGCACAUUUAAAAGGUCACAGAAAAGUCCACACAGGACAGAAACCUUUUAUGUGUGAAAUUUGUGGAAAAAGAUGUAACCUAAAGACAAAUCUUCACAGGCACAUGAGAGUCCACACAGGACAGAAACCUUUUAUGUGUGAAGUUUGUGGAAAAAGAUUCACCCAAAAGACAAGUUUAGAAGCUCACAUUACAGUCCACACAGGAAAAAAACCUUUUGCUUGUGAGCUCUGUGGGCACAGCUUUAGCCAAAAGAACAGUUUAAACAGACACAUGAAAAUCCACAAGGGACAGAAACCUUUUACUUGCAAGCUCUGUGGACAAAAAUUCAUCAUUAUGGAACAAUUAAACAGACACACACGUGUCCACACAGGACAGAAACCUUUUGUGUGUGAUGUUUGUAGAAAAGGAUUUAGCCAAAAGACAAAUUUAAACACUCACAUGAGAGUUCACACAGGACAGAAGCCUUUUGUGUGUGAUGUUUGUGGAGAAAGAUUCAGGCAUAAGUUAAGUUUAAACACACACACUAGAGUCCACGCAGAAAACUAAACACUGAUAAAACCACAAGGGUUCCUAUUGGUACCAUUAUAAUUUUCACAUCUUCGAUGUCAUUCUUGUACCUCUGGUGGCAGUCCUUUCCCCUAGAUCAGGACCUGGAUGGCAACUGUCCAGUAUGUUUUAAUGGUUUCCCUGUUCCAACAGACUUGAUUCAAUGGUUCAGUAGUUCAUCAGUCUAUGCAGAAGUCAGUCAAUCACCUACUAAAUAAAAUUUGGUGUGAUAGAGCAAGGAAAAAACAAAAAAAGUUCUGUAAUUUACCAUUUUCACAGUUCAGCCUAUCACGGGAUGGACAUCAGAGCUGUGUGCUAUAAUAUUUUAUAUUUUUUUCUGUACCUUUAACUAUUGUGUGAAUAUACAUGCUUACGUUUAAGCCACAGGCACAUUGUACCCGCCUCUGGUGUGCCCAUCGACAUAUAAAUAUUGGACAAUGGGUGUCCAUAGGUUCCAAUAACACGUUUUUGAAGAAAAAUGGGAGGUGGCCACCACCGCCAAUUUGACCGUGUCACAGGUUCCGUCAAGCCCAGAGAAUUCCACAAAAGGGAAGAGAAGUGGAGCUGAGGGUGGGGCUGUAAGGCUGGGAUCAACUGACGACACCCGGUCGAACUAGCUACAAGCUGACCUGAAGCUAACCCAAAGCUAACGCGGAGGUGGGAGCUAAGCUAACGGAGGUAGCAACCUAGCUACAACCGGAGUUAACUACACCAGAGCUUCUGAGUCAGAGAUACGCCGGGCUGACCGCUGGGUAAAACCGGGUGGAACACAGAGGUCUCCCGAGAGCUCCACAAGCCGGCAGCCGCAAAGCAGACAGAAGCCGCUGUGAUCUGAGAUGCGCAGAGCUGCCGCUGGGGAGAACCGGAUGGAAAGGUUUCCUUCCAGAGCUCCACAAGCCGGCAGACCGCGCAGCAGACAGAAGCCACAAUCAGACAGAGAUGCGCCAAGCUGCGGGGAGGGGAGAACCGGGUGGAAAACAGCGGUCUCCCGAGAGCUCCACAAGCCGAUAGUCGGAACCCAGCUCCACCAACAUGUUAUAUUUCAACCCAUUUUCUAAAGUGCAGCAUUAUGUUAAAUGCACUGGGUUUUACCCUAUUACAUUUAAAUUUCAUGGUUAAACAGUACAUGUUAAAAUCUAAGCUCAGCUCGACAGUGACCUAAAAUACAUAAAUAUAAUUUUACUUACUGAAAAAAAUGAAAUGGAGACUCCUUGGAUGCUCCAUUAGUGCAAUUAAUGCCACAUCAAGUCAUUUUGUCCAACAAUUGCACAAAUAAUAUCCAAAAAAGAAUACACAAACGCUAGAACUAAUGGUCUAAGUUGAGAGACUGAAAAUGACCGAACAGUUUUCAGGAGAGGCCGAGGCUCAGACUGAGGCCUUUCCCCGGAGCCAGCUCUGCGGUCACGUGGGUCAGAUACUCAUUAAUUAUUCAGAAUUUUAGGCUUUUAAUACACUUAGAAGAGUGAGAAAAAAAUGCACCCCCCUCAGAGUUGUCAUGAGUGUAAACUAGAUAAUUUAAACAAAAAACAUGUUUUGGAACCAGGCUGUAAACAUGUUCAUUUCUGCUGUGAAAUUGAUAUUUUUAACAUGGGAGUCAAUUUGCUUGCUUCUGACACCAGCCCCCAGCGGAUGAGGGUGGAACUGCAAUUUUUGGUACUUCCAGGUUUGCUUCAAUUUUUCACCCGCAUUGUGGGGGCUUGGGUGUGCCCCAGGCUUAACUUGCUGCUUGUACACCUGAAUUUUCCCUCUGUGGGGUAAUAAAACAUAUGAGAAAUAUGUCCUCAGUGAACAGUGCAAUGGUUGGUAAUGAAAUAGUUUUGAAAUGAUAGAAGAAAUACGCUGUUAGUGUGUGUGUGUGUUAAUCUUUGUGCAGAUUAGAGUGAGGUUUUACACGUUUUCCUUUUCAUUCCAUUUCAAGCAAUAAAGUUUAAGCGAUUUUUCUUACCAUGUGGCAUAUUUUAAGUCAAAUUUGGACUUUACUAUACAGAGAGAGUUUUAUGUUUUCAGUUGUAAUUAUCUUAACAUUGCACACUACUUGCUUGAAGUAAAUAUUUUGCUUUCAAAACCA